UAUUCGCAGUCGAGAUCACGCGCUGACACUCGCUUAUAUUACUGUAGCUGCUAUUCUUUUACUCUCCCACUACGAAUUCAUUUGCUUCGAAAAUUGAGAAAGUGAGAGAGAGAAUCAGUGAUGAGAGAAGAGGUUAUCAGCUCCGGCGGUACUGUUGAUCCCACACCUGCCGCCAGUUCGGCUGGGGCAUCCUCCCCAACUGUUCCAAUGAAUGUUGGCAGCAUAGAUGGGUCAAAUCAUGGGCAGGGCUCUAAAGCUGCUUCUAUAUCAUGUGUUGGUUCGCAACCACCCUGGACUUCUGUGAGCACAAGCGUCGGUGGUUCUACUUUUGGUUCCUCAAAAGCUUCAUGUAGGCCCUGGGAAAGGGGAGAUUUAUUAAGGCGUUUGGCUACUUUUGCUCCUUUAAAUUGGCUUAGCAAGCCUCAGAUCAUCAGUUCAUUGGCUUGUGCUCAGAAAGGUUGGACAAAUAUUGGUGAGGACAAAAUUGCGUGCGAGUCAUGCGGUGCCUACCUGAAUUUCUCAGCAUUGUUAUCUUGGACAAAUGCCCAAGCUCAAGAUGCCAGUGAAUCCUUUGCCAGGCAGCUGGAUUCAGGGCAUAAAGCUCAUUGUCCUUGGAAAGGAAACAGCUGUCCAGAAAGUCUAGUGCAGUUCCCUCCGACUUCUCAAUCUGCCCUAGUUGGCGGCUACAAGGAUAGAUGUGAUGGACUCAUGCAAUUUCACUAUCUUCCUGUGGUUGCAAUCUCUGCAAUUGAGUUGAUGAGUGUUACUCGAGGCCCACAGAUUGAACGCUUUCUAUCAGAGUCUCAAAACUUUAUGUCAGGAGUAGACUUUAAGCCUGAUAAUAUAUCAGGGCUGGAAAGCUCUAAGGAUGAGGCAUACUGCUCAUUUACCCGUGCACAGAAGCUCAUAAGCCUUUGUGGAUGGGAACCAAGAUGGCUCUUAAAUGUUCAAGAUUGUGAAGAACACUCUGCUCAAUCUGAAAGAAAUGGCAAUUCUUUUGGUCCAAGAAAGACUCAACUCCGUCUUACUCAAGAUCCAGGAUCAAAAGCAGUUUCUACUUCUACUAAAAUGGAUUCCAGGAAGGGAAAAGCAUCUCUUAAGGAGUCUAGACUUGACUACAGGUCACCUAUGCUUGAUUGUAGCUUAUGUGGUGCUACAGUUAGAAUUUUGGAUUUUCUGACUGUUCCUCGCCCGAGUCGUCUUGCACCCAACAAUAUAGAUAACCCUGAUACCAGUAAAAAGAUAGGAUUAACUCGUGGAGGAAGUGCAGCUAGUGGAAUCAAUGGUUGGAUUGCAGCUGAUGAUGCAGAGAAAGAUCAGGCUGAAGAUCGUGAUGAAGUUGCAACAACAAAUGAGGGGAAAGCAUUGGCAAACACAGAUUUGGAUUUAAACCUUACUAUGGCUGGAGGUUUUCAUUGUCCCCCUUUUGGCAGGACAGCAACAUCUGAAAAUAUUUAUGAUGUAGACAUGGGAAGAGAUUUAAUGAUUGGUCAACCUUCAGGGAGUGAGAUUGGUGAUCGUGCAGCUUCAUAUGAAUCACGAGGGCCAAGUUCUCGUAAGAGAAAUCUUGAAAAAGGUGGAAGCUCAGAUAACAGGCCAGCUCUUAGGUUGCAGCAUCAGGCUGAUAGUGUUGAAGGAACUGUCAUUGACCGUGAUGGUGAUGAAGUUACUGAUGGUGGACAAUAUUCAGCCGGUCCUUCCAAACGUGCACGUGACUCUGAUUUUUUUGACACUUAUUGUUCACCUCAUCAAAGAGAUUCAUCCGGUGCUGGUCCUAGCCAUUCAUUGGGUUUUGAGGGUUAUGUUGCUGGCAAUCGAGUUUCUUCAUUCCAUCAAGGUAGUGAUCGCUUAAUAGGAAUCCAAACUACUAGAGACUCAAACCGUGCAUCAUCUGUCAUUGCAAUGGACACAAUAUAUCAUAGUAUAAAUGAUGAUUCCAUGGAAAGUGUUGAAAACUACCCAGGAGACCUUGAUGAUGUCCAUUUUCCCUCCUCUAGCACCUAUGGCAAUGUUGACAUGAAUGAAACAUCUGAGCUGAAUAAUAGCAUUCAAGCUCAGCAAAGCACGUGUUUACAAACAGCAACUGAAGUUGUCCCUGGUGAAGUGGGAGUCAGCAGUACAAACUACGGGGAUGGAAUUUUUAAUGCAGAAACUGUGACUGCUCAUGCCCGAGAUGGAUUUAGUCUUGGCAUUAGUGGAGGGAGUGUUGGAAUGUGUGCUAGUCAUGAAGCUGAAAUCCAUGGGGCAGAUAUAUCUGUACACAGAACACAUAGUGUUGUUGGUGAAAUGGAACAAAGAGUAGAAGAUGCUGAAAACCAGGGACAGACUGGUGAAUCUGUUCCAAAUCCAGGUCUAAUGGAUGAGAUCAUCCCAGGUGAUAUAAACAGAGACUAUCCUGUUGGUGAUAGCCAGGAGAUGAUGUCUCACUCUGCAGGAAGGGCAGACAGUGGGUCAAAAAUUGGUUGUUCUGCCAAGGCAGAAUCUGUUGAAAGUGGUGAAAAGAUUAGUCAAAGCUGCAAACUUCCUCCUGCUUAUAACAGUCGUCCAUCCCAAUCUUGCAAUGCUAUUAUUCAUUCAGACUGUGGAAAUACUAAGGAAGAGAUCAUGAAGGAUGGUAAAUCAUCAUUCAGCAAUAAUUGUGCUCUAGUUGAAUCAGAUUUUGGCAAUGCCAACCGGAUAGGUCCCCCAAAAGGAGAAAGUAACUACGAAGAAGCUGUAGAAUUUGAUCCUAUUGUCCAUCACAACCAGUGUUGCCCUUGGGUAAACGGCAAUGUUGCUGCUGCUGGCUGUGCUAGUUCUGUUCCAAGCACUAGUAGUGAUACCAUUGCACUCUGCGGCUGGCAGUUGACUUUAGAUGCUUUGCAAUCACUAGGGAAUGUAAUUCCGACAGUACAGUCUGAGUCUGCUGCAUCUUUGUACAAGAAUGAUCAGCAAGCACCUCGUAAAAAACUUCUACACAACCACUCCAUGAGCAAAAGUCAUGGUCAACCCUGAGAUUUUGUUUCAAGUAUUUGGUGUUUCCAUUUCCUUGAUUCUAGGUAUAUUUAUUUGAACUACAUAAGGUAUUUCUAGGCGAAUUUCAAAGCCACGGUGUUUGUAAGGUUGUAGCAGACAUGUUGCUUUGAACCUCCCUCUGCAGAGCAUAGAGAUUUCUCUCCCAUAAAUCUAUAUAAGACUAGAGAGUUAUUAUCAAAUAACUAUUUGCUUCAAAGACUUGUAAAUACUGAAUGUCAUUGUUUUUAAUUAUAGAGUUGCGUUAGGCUGUUGACCAUUUUUUAAUUUAUGCGACAAAAGGUCACUGAAAAUUAUAUAUAUUUCCUUUAGAUAAAAAAAAGCUGUACAUUUUACUGCAGAGCAGGUUAAGAGGGUGUGGAUUAUCUCUUUCACUUAUUUACAGGUUGUGAUUAUGAAGCUGGUUAAGAAAAAAUAUAUAUUCUUUCUUAAAUCUUAUGAAGCUGGUUAAAAGCGCUGUACAUUUUACCUUGGAGCAGGUUAAGAAGCUGGACAUUAUAUUCUUUCUUACUGUUGUGAUUAUGAAAAAAAACUAUGACGCAAAAUGGGCAUUUCUAGGCUUAUAAACUGUAUAUGCCAUUAAAAAAGAAUAAGCUGAAGUAAAUGGACGUUUCUAGGCAUGUGAAUCCUGUAAAUGCCAUUGAAAAGAAUAAACGGAAGCUCUUUGGAGAAGACUCGAUCAAAUUAACACUACUUGCCAAAUCAUCUACAAAAGUUGUUUAGUACAGUGCACUAAAGCGGGUAUGCUUCUAUAAAAUUUAUUUUUCCUUAUCAUCAUGUCAACCAAAAUUUUAGAAUAACUUUUGAUUUGAAGACAUGAUUCCUACUCGACGAGCAAGGUUUGAUUCCAUAUGAAUCAAUAACUACAAGCUGCCUUUCUGUAUGCAGAGAUCACAAACUCUCAAGCUUUCCCCGAAUAGGCUAGACUUAAA
Messenger RNA from Vicia villosa (hairy vetch), 3944 nucleotides. RefSeq lists its product as uncharacterized. Lineage: Eukaryota; Viridiplantae; Streptophyta; Magnoliopsida; Fabales; Fabaceae. The record is from RefSeq and is a predicted model, not a curated record. The coding region runs from base 121 to 2994 and encodes 957 amino acids. Gene Ontology annotation, cellular component: nucleus. The transcript is spliced from 8 exons. Gene Ontology annotation, molecular function: zinc ion binding.